ACAGAGGAGGAGAAUCGGACUCAAGGUCGCUCUGCGGCAUCCCAGGCUCUCCUGGAGCGUCUCUGGGUUUUGUCAGCUCUAAUAAUAAACCGGGUCAGGUUCCGGACCGGGUUCUGGCUCGGGUUCUGCUGCUUUGUGAUCUCAGAGCUGUUGUUGGAGGAAGAGGAGGAGCUUUUCCCUCUUCAUCAGCAGCUCUCUGAGCUCCAGGUAGCUGGAGGAUCUGUGUGGUUCUGGUUCUGUUCUGGUCCGACCCGUUCUGCUUGGUGGGCCAUGCAGCGCUGCGCCUCCUCCCAGCCUCCUGUGGAGGAGAUCCACGCUGAGGAAGAGGAGGAGGAGGAAGAUCGGGAGGUGUUUCAGGAGAUGGGAGGCGUUAACGAGGAGCAGGUCGGUCCGGUGGAGGAGGCGUCGGCCUGGGAACCCGAUGGCCGGCCGGCUCCUGUGGAGCAUAAGAACGGGAAGCGGGCCGAAGCCGGACCCGGCGCGGCGGACGGCGGUCCGAGGUUCUCCAUGUUCACCUGGCUGGUGGUCGUGGCUCUGCUGGGUGUCUGGAGCUCCGUGGCCGUCUUCUACUUCGACAUCGUGGACUACGACAGAGUCCUAGCGAGGGCGCAGGAGUUUCGUAUGAACUUUUCUGAAGUUCUGCAAGGAAAACUAGCCGCCUACGACACGGACGGAGACGGAGACUUCGACGUGGAGGACGCCAAAGUUCUGCUCGGUCAGAGGAGGUUCGGAGGAAGCUCUGAGCGGAUGAGAACAGAGGAGGAGAAGAAGAAGAGAGGGAGGAGCAGAGCACCAGGAGAAACUUCAGGAGAGGCUGAAACGAACCAAACCAAAGCUCAGACUUCGGGUCCUCUGGUCCGAGGCGUCAAGCUGCGUUCGGCUCUGAGGGAGGAGCUCAGGCUGAUCCACGAGAAGAUGGAGGCCAAGAGGAUCGCUCGGAUCGCGCUGGCUGAGAUCAGGGCGCUCCUGGCUGAGGAGGAGCAGGAGAGGGAGGCAGCUUGGGCACAGAAGAUGAAGGACCUGGAAGCAGCUCAGGAGCAACUAAGAGAGGAGAGGAGGAUAGAAGAGCAAAGGGCAGAGAGGGAAAGACUGGAGAAGGAAAGGCUGGAAAGGGAAAAGGCGGAGAGGGAAAGGCUAGAAAAAGAAAAGGCGGAGAGGGAAAGGCUAGAAAAAGAAAAGGUAGAGAAGGAAAGGCUAGAAAAAGAAAAGGUAGAGAAGGAAAGGGCGGAGAAGGAGAGACUAGCGAAGGAAAAACUGGAGGAGGAGAGACUAGCGAGGGAAAAACUGGAGGAGGAGAGACUAGCGAAGGAAAAACUGGAGAAGGAGAGACUAGCGAAGGAAAAACUGGAGGAGGAGAGACUAGCGAAGGAAAAACUGGAGAAGGAGAGACUAGCCAGGGAAAAACUGGAGGAGGAGAGACUAGCGAGGGAAAAACUGGAGAAGGAGAGACUAGCGAAGGAAAAACUGGAGAAGGAGAGACUAGCGAAGGAAAAACUGGAGGAGGAGAGACUAGCGAAGGAAAAACUGGAGAAGGAGAGACUAGCGAGGGAAAAACUGGAAAAGGAGAGACUAGCCAGGGAAAAACUGGAGAAGGAGAGACUAGCGAAGGAAAAAUUGGAGAAGGAGAGACUAGCGAAGGAAAAACUGGAGGAGGAGAGACUAGCGAAGGAAAAAUUGGAGAAGGAGAGACUAGCCAGGGAAAAACUGGAGGAGGAGAGACUAGCGAAGGAAAAAUUGGAGAAGGAGAGACUAGCGAGGGAAAAACUGGAAAAGGAGAGACUAGCCAGGGAAAAACUGGAGAAGGAGAGACUAGCGAAGGAAAAAUUGGAGAAGGAGAGACUAGCGAGGGAAAAACUGGAGGAGGAGAGACUAGCGAAGGAAAAAUUGGAGAAGGAGAGACUAGCGAGGGAAAAACUGGAAAAGGAGAGACUAGCCAGGGAAAAACUGGAGAAGGAGAGACUAGCGAGGGAAAAACUGGAAAAGGAGAGACUAGCCAGGGAAAAACUGGAGGAGGAGAGACUAGCGAAGGAAAAAUUGGAGAAGGAGAGACUAGCCAGGGAAAAACUGGAGGAGGAGAGACUAGCGAAGGAAAAAUUGGAGAAGGAGAGACUAGCGAGGGAAAAACUGGAAAAGGAGAGACUAGCCAGGGAAAAACUGGAGAAGGAGAGACUAGCGAAGGAAAAAUUGGAGAAGGAGAGACUAGCGAGGGAAAAACUGGAGGAGGAGAGACUAGCGAAGGAAAAAUUGGAGAAGGAGAGACUAGCCAGGGAAAAACUGGAGGAGGAUAGACUAGCGAGGGAAAAACUGGAGGAGGAGAGACUAGCGAAGGAAAAACUGGAGAAGGAGAGACUAGCGAGGGAAAAACUGGAGGAAGAGAGACUAGCGAGAGAACGAGUGGAACGACAGAGGACAGAAAAAGAGAGGAGCGAGAGGGAACGCCUCAUCAAGGAGAGAGAAAAAUUAAGCCAAGGAAGAGCAGAGAAGGAAAGAUUAGAGAAAGAGAGGAUCCAAAGAGAAAGGGUCUCUAAGGAGAAAGCAGAGAAAGAAAGAAUAGAGAGGGAACAACUUAUUAAGGAAAGAGAGAGAAUCGCCAAACAGAAGAAGCAACUAGAAAAAGAAAAAAAUGACAAAGAGAAAUCUGAAAAAGAACAAUUGGACAAGGACAAGGCUGAAAAAGAAAGACUGGAGAGGAUUGCUAAAGAAAGGGAAAGAAUGGCCAAAGAAAAAUCUGAAAAGGAAAAGAUAGACAGAGCGACUAAAGAGAAGGAAGAGAGGGAGAGGAUUGCUAGAGAAAGACCUAACUGGGCUCAAGAGAAGGAGAGAUCAGAGAAAGACCUGGCAGUGAGGAAGGAGAGGGAACAAACGAUGAAGGAAAGAGAGAACCAGGAGAGGGACAAGUUGGAGAAACAAUCCAGACAGAAGGAACUGAUGGAGAGACAGCGGCUGGCUAGAGAGAAGGCCCUCCAGGAGAAGAUGGAGGCAGAGAGGUUGGCCAAGGAGAAGCAACGAAAUGCCACAAAGAACGACAUGAAGAGACGAGACCUUCCAGAGAGGAAGUACAAUGCUUCCAAAGCUUUAGCUCCAGCAGCCAUCAGGAGGGACAAGAUAGUUGCUGAUGGGACUAAAAACUGACUGAUGAAUGGACGGUGCUCCAACUCUAUAGUCCAGGGAAACAGAUGAACUCCUGGUUUAAAAAUCAGGUUUAUCUGGGUUGGGUUGGUUGUGUUUGGUCUCUAUAUUUGGGCUGUCGGCCCAAAUAUACGAGCCGAGGGGUGACAGGUGGUAGGCAGGCAUUGAACCCAAAAGGACAAGGGUUUUCUACCGCUGUGGCUGAGUCCGUGUAAAUACUGUUGAUACUUGGGAGUUAUUGGGUUUUGUGCAUUUAUUUUCUUGUCAGAGUUGAAUAAACUGGUGAACCUGAAAUCCAAGACGUACCUUGGUACUGACUUUUACAAGAGGUACAAUGUUUGCUGCCUAGUGUGUCACAGCGAAGCAGCUAUGGAUCAACACUUAACUAGUACAGAAUUGCACUGGUUAGUACAGGGGAUGAAACCAGCUCUCCUCUGUAUCCAACUUUUAGCAAGUUGAAUCAGAUACUUUUAUUUUAAGUGAAGAUUUCAAAAUGUCAUUGGACCGUCACUUUAGACAAGUCACCCGUUAUUGGACACCCAAUCAUGCAUGUGCAGAGCUAAAGGAAACUUGGAAUAAACAUAUUUUGGGCCAUGGGAGCCAGAGUACCCCCGGGUACCUGGAGAGUAGUACCCCCGGGUACCUGGAGAGUAGUACCCCCGGGUACCUGGAGAGUAGUACCCCCGGGUACCUGGAGAGUAGUACCCCCGGGUACCUGGAGAGUAGUACCCCCGGGUACCUGGAGAGUAGGACCCCCGGGUACCUGGAGAGUACCCCCGGGUACCUGGAGAUUACCCCCGGGUACCUGGAGAGUACCCCCGGGUACCUGGAGAGUAGUACCCCCGGGUACCUGGAGAGUAGUACCCCCGGGUACCUGGAGAGUAGUACCCCCGGGUACCUGGAGAGUAGUACCCCCGGGUACCUGGAGAGUAGUACCCCCGGGUACCUGGAGAGUAGUACCCCCGGGUACCUGGAGAGUACCCCCGGGUACCUGGAGAUUACCCCCGGGUACCUGGAGAGUACCCCCGGGUACCUGGAGAGUAGUACCCCCGGGUACCUGGAGAGUACCCCCCCCGGGUACCUGGAGAGUACCCCCGGGUACUGCUGGAAGGUCCUCCAGUCGCAGCCAGUCUUGCUCCCCGUCCACAGGGAGACGUACAGAAAGGUCCCCAGGUCGGGAUUCAAACCCAGUCAACCGUUCUACCAUCAGCCCCACUCUGGUGUUUGGUUUAUAUCAGCUGGUGCUCCAUGCAGAAACUCCUUGCCACUUUAUAUUUCUCCAUAGUUGCGUGUUUUGGAUGAUUUAUUAGGAUAAUCAUAAAAGUGAUCAUAACAAAUAUUAAAUUUUAUUCAAUUCUGGAUUUUUCUCCUAAAAACUGUACAGGCCUUCCCAGAUUGCUCUUCUGGUCCCAGUUUGGGCCAGUUGAAGAACGAGAGAUUUUGAUGUCUUAAUUACCAAAGAAAAAAAGUUGAAUCUUUGGAUCUCAAAGACGUUAGGAAACAUCUGAAAAAGUUGACCCAUGGUUGCAACGAAGUGUUGUACCUCUAAAAAAAUGUUCCAUAAAGCCAGGGGUAGGAGCUGCUAACUAAAACGUUAGCUGCGCUAACCCUAGAGCGGUAGUGGAGCGCUAAGCCACUAUCAUGGUAUGUAACAGAAGCUAAUGCUAAAGAAAAAGUACUUCUACACAGAUGUCAAACUUUAUUCAACUGAAAAUUUUUAAAACCAAGUAAAUGAAAAUGUUUUCAAAGUUAGCUAAAAUGCUAAGCUAAAAAUUAGCUCCCCUAUUAGCAGAAGUUUGUCCACCGCUGUAUAAAACAUCUGGAAGGGCCGAGUGGAGAAGACCCCAGCAGUGUUUGAAUACUGCUGUUGUGUAAAUGAUUGUUUACAUGGGGGACCAGCAGGGGGCGCUAUAGAAACAGACUCUGCUUCAGAAGCUCCACCCUCUUACUGCUGGUUCACAAACAUUCAACUUGUAAUCAUGGCAACUUUUGUCAGUUUUAUGUCUUUAAACAAUCAAUAAAAAACAUCUUAACUCUGUAACUAGAACAUACUACAGGUAAAAACUUUAGUUUAUUAUAAACUUCAUACAUUUAAUAUAAAGAUAUGACCUCAUGUUUCUGUGUGGUUGUUUUUAGGAUUGCUUUGGUUUGACUUCAUUUCUGUUUUAUCUUUAAAUAUCAGUUUUAUUUCAUCCAUUUUAUUCUUGAAUGUUUUGAGUUUGUAGUGAAAUGUUUGGAGUUCAGUUGAUGAUCCUCUGGUUCCUCCUGGUGCCUGAAAACCACAUCAGUCAGACACUCUGCAGGUUUCUCUUCUGAUUUCAUGUAUUUCAUGUCUGUACUUUAAUAAAACAGUGAAAAUG
This is a messenger RNA of Gambusia affinis (western mosquitofish), 5489 nucleotides long. RefSeq names its product aspartyl/asparaginyl beta-hydroxylase-like. Bases 271 to 3132 code for a protein of 953 amino acids. The record is from RefSeq and is a predicted model, not a curated record. Gene Ontology annotation, molecular function: peptidyl-aspartic acid 3-dioxygenase activity; protein binding. Gene Ontology annotation, cellular component: membrane; endoplasmic reticulum. The transcript has 9 exons. NCBI's taxonomy places the organism in Eukaryota, Metazoa, Chordata, Actinopteri, Cyprinodontiformes, Poeciliidae. Gene Ontology annotation, biological process: peptidyl-aspartic acid hydroxylation.